CUCAAGAGAGGGGUGGUUAGUUGUAGGUGGGUGGGAUAUAAAUACCUGCAGUAGACAGGUGCAGCAAAAUGCUGAGGGCAUGACAGACAUUGGCUUACCUGUAUCUGUAGUAGAGAAAAAGAGACAGGGAAAUGCAUUGCAGAGGCCUUCGUGAGAGAAAGCUCGAUAGUUGAGAAACACCUUUGAGCAGACAUAUUACUGACAGAAACCGGAAGCUCAUCGCUAUUCAUCUUUGAGUUGUGGCUGAAGUGCUGACAUCUAUGUCUCUCAGAGAGAAAAAGGCAACCGUUCACAGUUUUCUACCUGCAAAUUCCCAAGUGACUGAAGGAAGAACUGCGCUUGGCUGAAUUGGGAAGAAAAGAAAAAGCGAGGAAGACGGUGCAAGAAGUGAACCAAGACAAGACACGGCUAGAAAAAGAGACAAGGCAGAACAAGAGAAGGCCAAAGAAGACGAGACAAAGACAAAAGGCAAGACAAGCUGAGACAAGACAUAACAAGACACAAGAAAGGAAGGGAAGGGAAGAGAUUUCAAGAAGACGAGAAAAAAAGACACAGGACAAGGAAAGCAACGAUGGGAGGCCAGACCAAUUAAAGCAAGAGAGGGCGAAGCAAAGAAAGGAAACCAGUUAAGGGGUCACGUCAAACUUCUGUGUACCAUUGAGAACAUCCGAGAGAGGCCAGAGAAGAAUGGCAUGCGAGGCAUUCAGCUCCGACUCCUUCACCCAACUUUCAGCCGAUUCACCCUUGCCAAUCCUCAUGCACCACGCCUCUCCCGGUGACUGCCUGUCAGCCAGCUCCCAUACUCACAGCAUGGUUUCUGCAGUAUCAUCUGGACUGUCUCUGGGUCAGCCCGCCAAGCGCUCCCACAUGCAUCUGUCCACAUCCUCGCUCGGCAACGCCCCUCCUGGCCUACAUUACCCAGUUGCCCCCUGUCACUACAGCAACCAGCAGGCCACCUACGGCAUGAUGGCAGCUCAGGAGAUGCUCUCUGCCAGUAUUUCUCAGACUCGUAUCCUGCAGACAUGUGGUGUCCCUCACCCCAACAUGGUAGGCAGUGCAAACUCAUUGCAAGGGUCUCUUACUCCUUGCUUGUACAAGUUUCCGGACCAUGGUCUAAGUAGUGGUUCGUGUGCACUGAGCCAUGGUUUCUCCUCACUGGCACCGACCCUCCUCUCCACUGAUGAGGCCCCCGGGGGCCUGAGUAUUGGAGAGAUGAAAACUGACGGACAGAGGAAGAGCAUGCGAGAGCCAGAAGACGCCCCUGCCAUGGACUCCCCGCAGAUCCGAGAGCUGGAGAUGUUUGCCAAUGACUUUAAAAUACGGAGGAUCAAACUUGGCUACACACAGACUAAUGUAGGCGAGGCUCUUGCUGCAGUGCAUGGCUCAGAGUUCAGCCAGACCACAAUCUGCCGUUUUGAAAAUCUACAGCUGAGCUUCAAGAACGCCUGCAAACUCAAGGCCAUUCUGGCUAAAUGGCUUGAUGAAGCUGAGCUGGCUGGUGCCUUGUACAAUGAUAAAAUAGGGAUGAAUGAGCGGAAGAGGAAAAGGAGAACUACUAUAAGCUUGGGAGCUAAGGAGGCUCUGGAGCGCAGCUUUGUGGAAAAGAGUAAGCCAUCCUCCCAGGAAAUAGCCCGGAUAGCUAAAGGCCUCCAUCUGGAGAAGGAGGUGGUCAGGGUCUGGUUCUGCAACAGACGGCAAAGAGAGAAACGGGUCAAAACCAGCCUCAACCUCAGCUCCUGUUUGACCAAACUCAGCCCACACUGCAUUGUACAGAUGAGUAAAACACAAAGACCAAUGACAUAGUUUAAGAUUCAGCUCGUGUCGCUCCCCUCAAGUCUGAUCGAGACACCUUCAUGACCACAGCCAGUGAAUGUGGGUAAUUUAAAAAUCAAAUGUCUGACAGAAAUCCCUCCACCAUGAAGUGGGAGAAUUAAAUCAACAGCGAACACUCAAUAAUAACAACUGCCCUCACACUGCAUUAAGCAGCCGCUGACGCACUUGAAACUAUUUCAUCGAUUUAACAAUGAGAUGAUUAUGUAUGUCCUGUGAAGGUCUGCCUGACAAAAAAAAAACACGUGAGAACACUCCAACUUUAAGAAAACAUGCAUCAUUGUUUGUAACUUGACUCCAAAGGGACAAAUGUUUUGAUCUAAAGAGACGUCCCUUUUUGCAAUGUGCCGUGGUUUUCUCAAUACCACUUUCAUGUUGUUGUUUUUUUCUUAUUUACAUGGAUAGAAAUAUGUCCACCAUAAAAAAGUAUAGGAAUGCCAAAUAGCAGCUAAGUAAGUCAGUGUUUCCUUUUUUUAAGUUGAUGCUGUGAAGAUAAACGGCUUUCAUUAACCGCACAUGCUCUGCUGGUUUGACGCUGCAGCGACCAUGACCUGACAUUUAGAUCUUCACUGUGCCUUGUUUGAUUUAUGCAUUCUGAAAGUCUAUUAGUUACACAAACCAAAUAUAAUGUACUCUAUCAGCACCAAAGUGCAGGUGAGCACUCAUUUCGAUCAGCCCAGCUGUGCCUUUCUAAAAACAGAUGUUGGCUCAACUUUCGUUCCUUUUUCUAAGAGAGAAUGGAAACUUUGUUGUCAAUGAAAUGUUUUACAUUUGUCUGUAUUUAACUGCAGGACUUUUUGUGUUGUAGUUGUUUUGUGUAUUUGUGAUUAGAGCUGAUGCUCUCUCAUUAAUUAACGGUCUUGUGGAAAAAUUUUUUUUAUUUAAAUUAACAUAGCCAUGCUCAUGAAAAGUAAUAUAUUUAAAGUUUCACAACAUCCUAUUUAUUUAAAUAUAUAUAUUAUUAUUAUGUUGAUCUACUUUGCUCAGUGCAACCUUUGAUUCAUGGUUUGAAUUCAGGGAUAUGUGAAACUUCCUGACAGUUUUGUCAGCAAAUGGAUCUCAGGUCUGCUGUUUCCCUGUUGUAAGAACGAUUUAAUCUUUCAUAUUUGUUGAUGGUAUGCUUUCGCUGUUAGUGCCUUGACAAAGUGUCAUAAAAAGAAGAACAUCAGCCAGUCACGACUCCGACCUGGUUGAGAUGACUGAUGUGAAACGUCUUAUUAAAGUGAAGAAACCAGCAAACACAACUUCCCUGUCAGGCCUUUAUGUUCAGACAUCAGACAUCAUUAAUUGGUGCGUGGAAGCGAUGGAAAGUUGACUCCCACGUUUUUAUAGUGCAGAAAAUGAAGUAGUGCAGAAUGUAUUGUAGAUAUGAAAUGGCUUCUUUUGCGUUUGAUAGGAAAUACCCUGUAAAUAUGUCAAAUACAUAGCUGGUUAGCAAAAAAACGAUACUUGCACUGAGCUAUUGUCUAUCAGUUCCCAGGCAAUGAAAGGUAAAUCAGUUUAAUUAAUUUCUGACAACAAAGGAGAACUGUGUUUUCCCACCGUGUUACAUGUACCAUCUUUCAUUUUUACUAAUGUCAUCAUAUGACCCAAUGAAUACACACAGUACAUUAGGAGAGAGAGUCAGGUUAUAUGUACAGCAUGAACUGUACAAUUCAUGGGUGUGUCACUUGGGAUUCAUAAAUAAAGCUGGGAGACAUCUUAAUUCAGGAAGAAGCUGUUUCCACCGUGAUUCAUGUACAGCUGUCUCACUGGAGUGCUGUCAGGGGAAAUAAACGCAGCAGGGUCAUCGGCUGCCGACACAUUUCUGAGGCACUACGGUGGAAAGUUAUAGGGACGACAUGACGAAUGGGAUGAAACUACUAAGAAGCUUCUUAGUGCUGGUCUCACAGAUGCUCAAAGGCUACUGUUCUUAAAUUGACUCUUGGUACAUUACUUGUUAUGUAUUAAGAAAACCUUGUGACAAUAUAACUUUGUGGUUUUAUUUUUUCAUCAGUUAAUUUGUUUCUUAGUGCAAAUCACACACACUUUCCAUUACAACUAAUGCUUUCGCAGUGACCAUGCUGGUGUUUCUUAUUUAUUUGAAUGCAUCUAUCUACUUCUAUUUCCGUAUGAUAUGAAAACUUAUUAGGAUGCGUUGCAGAUUG
Molecule: messenger RNA, 3977 nt
Organism: Etheostoma spectabile (orangethroat darter)
Lineage: Eukaryota; Metazoa; Chordata; Actinopteri; Perciformes; Percidae
Gene: pou1f1
Product: POU class 1 homeobox 1
Exons: 7
Coding region: 688-1803 (371 amino acids)
Biological process (GO): regulation of transcription by RNA polymerase II
Molecular function (GO): DNA-binding transcription factor activity, RNA polymerase II-specific; RNA polymerase II cis-regulatory region sequence-specific DNA binding
Source: RefSeq, a predicted model, not a curated record